CAAUAUUUAGUAACCCGUAUUGUUGCAAAGUAAUUGUCAUGGCUUCGGAACGGUAUAGUUUUUCAUUAACAACUUUUAGCCCAUCUGGAAAGUUGGUACAGAUAGAAUAUGCUUUAGCUGCUGUAGCUGCUGGAGCAGCUAGUGUCGGCAUUAAGGCAUCAAAUGGUGUUGUUCUUGCCACAGAAAACAAACACAAAUCUAUACUGUAUGAUGAACACAGCGUGAAGAAAGUAGAAAUGAUUACGAAGCAUAUCGGUAUGAUAUAUAGCGGAAUGGGUCCGGAUUAUAGAAUGUUAGUAAAGCAAGCACGUAAAAUUGCGCAGCAGUACCAACUCAUUUAUCAGGAACCAAUACCUACUGCACAGCUGGUACAUAGGGUUGCCAUGCUAAUGCAAGAAUAUACACAAUCCGGAGGAGUCAGACCUUUCGGAGUAUCUUUGCUAAUUUGUGGCUGGGAUAAUGGAAAGCCAUGUUUAUACCAGUGUGAUCCUUCUGGUGCAUAUUUUGCAUGGAGGGCCACUGCAAUGGGCAAAAAUUUUGUAAAUGGAAAAGUAUUCCUGGAAAAAAGGUACAGCGAAGAUUUGGAACUCGACGAUGCUGUUCAUACUGCCAUUCUAACUUUAAAAGAAGGAUUCGAGGGACAGAUGACUGCUGACAAUAUCGAAGUUGGUAUUUGCGAUGCAAAUGGUUUUAGGAGAUUGGAACCUUGUAACGUAAAGGAUUACCUUGCCAAUAUUCCUUAAUCUUAAAUCAUUUUUAUAUCACACGUCAUUACAGUGAUCUCC
Messenger RNA from Eufriesea mexicana, 785 nucleotides. RefSeq names its product proteasome alpha2 subunit (gene Prosalpha2). Lineage: Eukaryota; Metazoa; Arthropoda; Insecta; Hymenoptera; Apidae. Gene Ontology annotation, biological process: ubiquitin-dependent protein catabolic process. The transcript is spliced from 3 exons. Bases 39 to 743 code for a protein of 234 amino acids. Gene Ontology annotation, cellular component: proteasome core complex; proteasome core complex, alpha-subunit complex. The record is from RefSeq and is a predicted model, not a curated record.